AUGGCAGGCGCGCUCUCGGCACCCCUGCGCUGUUAUUCGCCUAGGACUGACUGGCACCGUAGGAUUACAAUGACAAGCAAUUUGGGACCGAUCCAGGCUCCCGCUGUCAUACAAAGUACAGAUCCGUCGUGAUUGAAUCCCAAUUCACUGAAUAUUAAUUCAUGGACUGUUUCAGUGUGAACAUGCUUGGAAGAAUAGCUUCUGCAAUAUAAGGCUCUAUGCGAUUGAAUGUGUGGUAAUGAAGCGGCUGGACUCUGACUCCAAUGGCCUUUUCUCAUCGGGAGAAAACUCAGACAAUGACUGUGAGGAUGUAAUGGGAGCAACUUGUGGCGAGACCGGCACAGUGUGUCUGUGCGAUAGAGGCUCUUGCGCAACCUACUGUGAACAACAUCCCCAAGCUGAUACACAAAAAUGUGAACAAUGUGGGAAAAAUCGUGUUCUGUUCACCAGAUACUCAGAGGGCUAUGGUACAGAGGAGGAGUGUGUCCAGUCAGAUCCUCAGGGAGAAAGUGAUGCUGACGCUGAUAUUGAGGACACAGAUAGCAGGCUGCAGGUGGACGGUUCCCUGCAGCGAAUCAGCUCUCGAAAACGGAAACGUCAGCGAAUCACCAGGCAGGACACAACCGAGAGUGAGGACGACGGUGGGCGGAGUCACAAAACUCAUCGGUGGAAUCUUAGACUGAGUCCCCACCGCACUCACAACAAGACCAUUUUGGAGGAGAGUGUCUCACAGGUGCGGCCCCUUGUACUUUGCCGCUGCACUGCUGGCGAGGGCCAGACCACACAGGCAGACGCUCCCAAGGGGACCAGGAAGUUGCUCCUGGCCCUGUGGCCCUCGUCCUUCUCCAGUCCGCUCCUCCUCUUCCUCAUCUUCCUUCCUCUCGCGUUGAGCUUCAUUAUCGUGAUCGUCUCCUUCCUGCUGCCACUGACCAACACUUGACAGUCCGUCGUUUCAUGGUCUGUGUCAUGCUGUUUGGGUCCAUUAAAGCCGUGUGUUGUGUGUCCUAUAGCAACUGGUAGUUCCCUCCCUGUCCCUCUAGCCAUAACUAAACUAAAACUGUUCAUCUGUUUAUCUGUUUACCACUUAAUACUGUGCAAAAUUACAGCUGUGCUUGUACUGUCAAUUAUUUCAGAAUUUAGAUGGUUGCACUUCUUGCUUAAUUUAAUUGAAAUAUUUUGAUGAGCAUAGAAUUAUUUUAUGUACUUGGCUAAAACAUAGAUAUGUCUAUUUUUAUAGUGCCAGUUCCUGGUUGCAGUUGUACGCUUUUGGAUCCCAUGAAAUCAGUGAACCUUUAAAUGAUCAAAUCAAAUCUAAUGUAUUAUAGGUUUUAAUGAACCUUGCUGUUGACUACACACUAAUGUGAGUAUGUCCUUGUGUGCAAACUUACUGGAAGUCAAAUAAGUCAAUUCUUUCUUUCUCAGUUCUCAACCUACCAUUUCUAACAAAAACAGAGCAUUCUGUCGCUCUCUCUUUCUCUCUCUCUCUCUCUCGUUCUCUUUCUUCGGUGAGUGGGAGAGUGAAGGUCAGUGAGAAGGCCGUUUGUGGGAGAAGUGACAUAACUAUGCAAUCUGCAGUCGCUGCGUGUGCAAGUCUCUGCCUGAACUCAAGCACCCCUUAGAAGAAGCUUAAGCACAAUCACAGAAUCGUGAACAUUAAACUGAAAAUGUGUUUACAAAGCAAGCAACUGGCGGACUCUUAGUAUCUUAUCCUGUGUUGGUACUGAGGAAACACUAGCCAACCAAAUACACUUGUAUUGUAUAGACAGAGGGUUCCAUAUUUUGUGAUGUUACAAAAUAUUGCCACCCCAUUGCUUGCCUUUGUAGUGUAGUCCUUGGAAUUGUGUCUAUCUGUCGGUCUUGUUGAGGCACUGAGGUGCAAAGAAGCCAAACAAAAAGCACAAGCCAUUGAUAAUGUUAUUACGCUCUUCAGUAAUACAUUUAGAACCUGUCCUCCCUACCUCAGUAGAUAGGGACUGCCCAUAGUUCUAGUGGCAGCCAUUAUUAUUAGCAUUUAUGUGUGUUCUCAUCGAGUGAGUCAUUCUGAUACACUGUAUCUCUUCGCUCCCUACUCCCUUGGUCUCGGGGUCCUAGGGUGCCCUAUUUAAUGUCCGAGAUGUAUUUAAUCAAGGUGUAGACAUUAGAGGUGCUUAGCAACCAAACAUUUCUUGGAUUUAGGACUAAUUCAACUAAUUAGGUGGAUUUUGCUGAUCCAUUGCAUGGGUGAAAGAAAACAAGGAACAAGCCUUUUUUCCUUUCAGAAGUUUUACUUUUAGUCUUUAAUAUUGUUCUUGUCAGACAUGUUGCAGGUCUGGCCUGGCACAAACACUUUCUGUGUGAUCUCCUUUGUAGAAAGAUUCAUGGAUUACUCAUGGACUCAUUUGAAAUGUGAAAGGGAUUCUUUGUUGAUAAACCAAAGGUAACCCCAAGACUGUGUUUAACCUUGUGUGUGGGUGGUCAGCAAAGCUAUUGGAUAACACUGUCUACUUGUCGAUCCCUUGAAAAUGUGAUUUAUAUAUGAUGUGUGGGUAUGUAAGAGUGACCUGAUUGAAAGGUUGAUAACUGAAAGCUUCUAAAACUGCAGUACUUGCAGUGUAGGACACGCUGCCUACACCCAGUCUGAACCUAGCAGCUCUUUCAUAGAUGUUGUCAUGAAAUGUUAUGUCGAAAGCAAGACUGAUAAACUAAGCCUUUGUGACGCCUCACAAAUAAUAUGGUAUGUACGAAGAAUACUGUUUCUUGAUGAUGCCAGUCAUCACAUUUUGAAAGUGAGAGGAAUAAAAAGACUUAUCUGUUUUCUAUAAAUGAGCAGCGUGCCGCAGAUGUCCUCAGGGUUUCUUCGAGGUACUUCCUGGUGGAGUUAUAAUACUGUAAUGUGGGACUAAUAGUCAUGGUAAGGCUUCUGCUAUGUUACAUUUCUGUGACUCUUGUGUUGUUUAUUUCCCCCAACUUGGAGUGAGUUCUUUAAAGAUCUGUACACAACUCUGUAGAUAAGCAGUUUAACCAGAUAGUUUUUUUUUUUUUUUUGGAGUGUAAGCCAUCAAGAGUUUAACACGUCUCUACAUUAGGCCAAGAGGAAGAAUACAUAGUGAUGACUGACCCACAUAGUCAUAGCAUAGUCCUUCAACAUAGUCCUUCUAGUAGAGACAAGAAAAUACACUGGCCUUUCAAGCAAGAUUUAGAGGAAAAAUCUUUUUUUUCUAAAAUGUGUACAAAUUCAGAUUAAAAACAGCAUAAACCAAGAAUGACAGAGGUGGUGCCAGACUUGCUCUGUUGUGUGCUGUGGUACGUUGUGUGCUGUCGUACGUUGUGUGCAAAUCCAACCUUAACCUGCUUUCCAGAGAACACUCUCCUCCAAGUGGAUGACAUUGUGUUGGUCUUUGUAAUAACAAUCCAAACGUGUCAAAAGUGAGAUAGACGAGGUUUACCGCCAACAUAAAUAAUAUGCUUUCCUUUUUGUUUUUGAAUGUGCAAUUUCCCUGGUGUGUUUUAGCAGACAAGGUGGCCAUGCACCAGUGAUGGAAAUAAUGAAGCAGUAAUGAAGGAGAUAAGGCAGUGUUAUUGUGCUUAACCCUCUUCUUGAUUUUGAUCGUCUGUGUGUAUGUGUGUGUGCAUAAGAGAAGAGUGUGUGUGUGUGUGUGUGUGUGUGUGUGUGUGUGCGUGUGUGUGUGUGCAUAUGCAUACGUGUGUUUAUUUAUUUUUUCAUGUAUUGCUUCUGUACAUACUGUAUAUUGUUGUAUGUGUUGAUUGAUUUUAUUGGUCCAAGUUGGAAUAAAACCAAAAGUACACUCA
Molecule: messenger RNA, 3789 nt
Organism: Clupea harengus (Atlantic herring)
Lineage: Eukaryota; Metazoa; Chordata; Actinopteri; Clupeiformes; Clupeidae
Source: RefSeq, a predicted model, not a curated record